AUGGCCGCCAAAGCUAUAGAAAUAGAAGCAUCAAAAAGACGAAAAUCGAGACGCAUCAGAGCUGCGAAUAACUUUUUGGCAAAUAUAUCUCUGGAUGGAAAAUUUAUAGGGAAUAUCACGCAAAAAGGAGAUAAAGUCAAAGAGAAAACGCAAUUAUCUUUGGAUAAAGAGGAAAUUAAACUGAUUUCAAAUCAGGGUCUAGUUCAAAAUCUUUCGCACUGUACUCGACCUAAACUUUUGAGCUCUUUCUCAACGACCGUGGCCAUGAUUGAAAACAAAACUAGUUUAGAUAUAGCUGCAUCAGUAUCCUCUUCUUCUUUGUUUCCCUACAACAGUUUAAAAGAUACACGAGUUUACAAGCGUGCACAUUCUGUAAAGGAAAAUGUUGAUCAAAAUCAUAAAAAUAUUAUAUGCGGACAAAAUCUUGAUAGAUAUGACGGGAAUCUUUGUGGGAAAAGAAUGAUAAUAUGUUCUGGUCAUUUUGUGCCCAUUGUCAUUUAUUCAACCUUGAAAUAUUCUCAACAUAAAGAGUACUUGGAGUCUAGUGAGAAGACAACUUAUAAACUACAGAAGCCAACAGCAGAGCAUGAGCAACGCUUUUGUGUUGAAAAAGGCAUCGAAAAUGGAUCAAAAGACUGGCCAGUAUCAUAUGGCCAUUUAUUGGCUCGUAACAAAUGUAGCCAUGCUUCAAGGAAUUCUUCAUCUCCUGGCAAUUUAUUACAAAUUUCUUCAAGUCAAUUGCCUUAUGAAAAAAGAGAUUUGUGUCUUACCACAGCAGGGUCAGGAACACCAAACAAGAAGCCAAUUAAGCAAAGAGAAUAUUUGGGGCAUUCAUUAGACUCCAGUGAGUAUGAUCCAGAUAUACUUGAUGAUCCUGAAUUGCGAUCUGGAAGAUAUCGAAAGGUUUUAAAUCUUAGUUCAUUUAUGGUGUCCAUUAUUGAAUACGUAAAACCAUCACAACUGAAGAAAGACUUGAACGAGCAAUUCAAAGAGAAGUUUCCAAACCUGGACAUAACAUUGUCAAAAUUAAGAAGUUUGAAGCAAGAUAUAUCGAGAUUAGCACUAGAGUGUUCUUUAGAUCAUUCUACAGUGGCAUAUACGAUUGUCUACUUUGAAAAACUUGUGCUGCAGGGAAAAAUUAGUAAAGUUAACAGAAAAUUACUUGCAGGCUCUUGCCUACUGCUUGCUGCAAAAUUUAACUGUGACCUAAAGAAGAAUGCUGUAAAAAUGAUAAUCGAAAAUAUCUCGGACUUUUUUCGAUUAAGCACAAAAGAUCUUCUCCUGUAUGAAAUACAAUCAUUGAUCAGCCUUGAAUUCGACCUUCAUCUCUCAGUUUCUCAUGUUCUUCCGCAUUUAAAACGUCUGGAAUUUAAGAAUGUGACUUUAUCAUGACGUCAAGUGAUGACGUCAGAAGUUGUUCCUGGAAAUGUACCAUAAAUGAGAUGUACAUAUGACUGAUGGUUAAAGUUUUACCACGUCAUUAUUGUCGCAGUUGUAUAAAGUAGCAACUAGUUGACAAGAAAAAUGUUUAAAGCAAAAGGUAACAGAGAAAUCACAAGCCAACCUAUCGAAAUACACCUGCCAAGCUAGAAAGUAAUUGAAAAACAUUUUAAAAGAGAUCGGGCGAAUCUUUUUUAUCUUGGACUUUCGUCUUUCGAAGUAGAGCGAACUUUGUUUAUUUUUGAGAUUAAAUUUACAAGUUCAA
Molecule: messenger RNA, 1705 nt
Organism: Xenia sp. Carnegie-2017
Lineage: Eukaryota; Metazoa; Cnidaria; Anthozoa; Malacalcyonacea; Xeniidae
Product: CDK5 and ABL1 enzyme substrate 2-like
Exons: 11
Coding region: 1-1392 (463 amino acids)
Biological process (GO): regulation of cell cycle
Source: RefSeq, a predicted model, not a curated record